Suillus fuscotomentosus is the source of this 1752-nucleotide messenger RNA. RefSeq lists its product as uncharacterized. Bases 226 to 1752 code for a protein of 508 amino acids. The record is from RefSeq and is a predicted model, not a curated record. NCBI's taxonomy places the organism in Eukaryota, Fungi, Basidiomycota, Agaricomycetes, Boletales, Suillaceae. The transcript is spliced from 5 exons.
UUUUCCUCCUCCUCGUCAAUUCGUGCUGCUUCUGAACAAUGUCUAUUGAACGUAAAAAUCGUGCACAAGCUCUAUCAUGGCUCUCCUUCUAACGUCUUCCAUAAAGUCAAAGGCAGACUACCAAAAGAAUUGGACGUUCUCCUACUUUCAGAUUUGAUUUUUUCUAUUUCAGGUUCUCUAGACGGUCAGACUGUCCCUGCUGAUGCAAUCGCGCACUCUGCCUUGAUGCGCUACCUCCGCAAUGAUCUCAAUGAAAACGCACUUCAGCUUGGUUUAAACACCGUUUCUGAUGCAUACGUUGACGGCGACGACGGCCACGCUAAAAUCACUCUGACGCCAUCGCGGUCCCUAUGCCAUACAUUCCGCCCACAUGCUAUUCUCGUGGCAGUGGAUCUAUGCUAUAUUUGGAAAACCGCAGGCGAUCGCGAAGACUCCACAGGCCUUCUCGGCGAUGCCAGCCCGUUCGCAGACAACUUGUACCUACCCUUUGAGCUCCUCCUCAAGCGCGUCACAGAGCAGCUUUUCAAUCAGCUUGUCGGGUGCGUUUCUGCAGUCAGAGCUGAGUAUAUGCGCUCUCAUAUGGCUCAGACGCUAUCCUCUUAUCUUUGGGACGUGGUGCAAAGUAUGUUGAUCCUUUUUCUGCUCAAACGCUCUAACAAUGUCCAGAGACUCGACAUGGAGUCCGAGUACUUCCCUUCUGUUGCACAAUCCAUUCUCGAAAUCAUGCGGCGGUCCCCAAAUCCCCAUUUUGUAGCACGUUGUAAGCGACUAAUUAAGACUGCACGCGCUCGCCAUCACUCCAUGCUCCAGACCUCCGCGGCAGCCCUCUCCUUGUGUCUCGCCUCCUGCGACUCAAACGACUCGGAUGAUGGGGAGCAAAUCAAUGAUUCAAAACUCACACCAGAAGCCGUAUUGUGUGAGUCCUUGGAGCAGAUAUUUAGAGCAGGGGUCCCUCAGACCCGCUUCAAGGUCGUCGCCGCACGCUCGACCCUAUUGACUUCCUCAGCUGGGGAUGUCGAUCAACUAAUUGACGAUGACGCCAUUUUUAACAAUGCGGAAAUAGAUUUCCCUCUAGCUUGGCCCAAUCUCCCUGACAUUCACAUGGAUAACUCCGUUUCGGUUAUUGAUAUGGAGCAGACCGUGCCGAGCGACACGGAUGAUCUUUUAGAGGACUGGCCUGAAGAAGCAUUACCCUGGUCCACGUUUUCUGGUGCAUGGACCACGCAUUCGGACGAAUCUCUUAUCGAUGGCCUAGGCUCUUCAUCUCGACCACGUAGCACUACACCCCCUUUGGCACGGUCCUAUCUGACUGAAAGUGAAGACGAUAGCUUCGUGUUGGAUCUAGAACCGGAUCACGAGCAAGAGGAUGCGAAGAUGGAAGAUGCCGAUUUCGACCGUGUUGUGUUUCAUCCACCCCUGUUAGGUCAUCGCGCAAAGUUUGGGCGCCAAGAACAACCUGGAGGUACAGAGGAAUUUGACUUGCUUGUUGAUGAAGAAUGGAGCUGCGAGGACGAGUUAUUAUUUGAUUUGGCCGACGUAUUCGAUGACUCGGGUGGACUUGGUGUUGACGGCGAGACUGGACCCAUUGCUGUCUCACAAGCUCCGGACGGGGGCCCUGAUCAAGACAUCUUCUUACAGGUGAAGAGCAAUACCGCGGAUCAAGAAUACGGUUUUGACACACACUUUGGCAUGGAAGGUCAGGUGGUCCAGGGUAGUGCAGAUGACUGUUUUACGGAUGUCUGGGAUCUAUAA